AUGUUUGUUUUAUUAAUCAUCUAAUAAUGCUAUGCUCAAUUUAAUAUAUUAACCACAAUUGGAGGGAAAAAUAUUUCAAUAUAUGAAAAUGAUGUUUAGAAUCAUUAAUUUAGUGUUCAAGAAUAGUAUCAAUGUCAUCCAUCUGAGUUAUUUGAAGAGGAUUAGAAAUAGGAUAGCAGAAUUUUUUAUAUUUAAAAUUUUCAAUCUUAAGCUAUAAAUUUAAGCAUCAUACCUAUAUCACUAAGACCUAGAGAUAUGUAAUUGAUAAAUGUGACAAAUUAAAUUGAGUAAUAAGAAAUAACAAUUGAAGGAAGUUCAAUAUCAGAAUACAAAAUAAAUUAUGAAUGUUAUUAGAAUUGGGCUUUUGUUGAAUUACAUGUUAGAUAUGGAAAGAAUAUUUUAAAUUUUAGAUAUAUUAAGAUAUGUGAGGAGAGAUUGUAUUAUCAUGAUUAUCCUGAUUUAAUAUUGGCAGUAAUGGCUUUGAUUUUAACAUAUAUUGGAGCAAUUUAUGGAUAAAAGAGAUUUAAAUUGAAACAAACAUAAGCAAAACAAUAAAUUGAUGAAUUAGAAUCAAGUGAAUCAUUUUAUAAAGCAAGAUAAAUAUAUUCUCCUUAAUAUUCAUAACCAGAAUAAAUAAUAAAGAUGGGUGAAUUUUAAACAACAUCUGAUUCUGCAUAAAUAAUCUCUACAAAAGGUAAGUAAACUAAUUUAAUAGUGAGAAUAGUAUUGUAUAUGUUUUUUGUAAUUGGAUUAUUGUUCACAUUAUAUUUAUGGGAAGAAAUAUCUAUAUUUGAGAUUCCAAUAUAUGGAAUAUAUUUUGUUUGUGUUUAAAUAGCCAUGACAGAUCUCUUUAUAUAUAUUGUAUCAUCAUCUAUUUCACCCUAUAUAAAAUUACCUUUAUAUGGAAGAGUAAAAUUGAUAAACUUAUUUACUUAUAUGUUACAAUUUGUAUACACUUUCUUUCUUGUAUUGACAGACAAUUGGGUAUUAAGAAGUUUUAGUUCCAUUUGCUUAUUAUUUUAAUUAAUUAGAGUAUUGAUAUUAUUAAUUAGUUUAGUUUAUGAAGUUUUACAAUCUUCAAUAAUUACUAUCAGUCUAUAGUGUUAUUUUUGGAAUAUCAUUUAUUAUAUAGUAUAAAUUUUAGAUUGAAUUUCCAAAAUUGCAUUUUCCAAAUACAUUUUUUCUUGAGAAUCCUAAAUUAACAUGUUCAGAUAGAAAUUUAUUGUAAUUAAUGUUACCAUGUUCUUUAUUAACUUAUACAAGAUAUUUUAGAAAAUAAACUAGAUCACAUUCCAUAUUAUUUAAAUUGGGAUAUUUAAGUUAUAUUAUUGGAGUAUGUUUGAGUCUUAAAUCAAAUGGUAAUUAGAUUCUAUAGAACUUGAUUGAUAACUUUUUACCAUCAAUAAUGAUCUUACUUACUAUAAAUGUGUAUGGAGUUGCAAAAAGAGAAAUGAAAUAAUUGUAUUAAGGAAUUGAACCUGGAUUACAUAAUAGAGCAAUUUAAUAAUAAUAUAGUUAUGAAUUAACAAUUGAUAAAUAUAAUAAUAAAAAUUAGUGA
Paramecium pentaurelia is the source of this 1558-nucleotide messenger RNA. Lineage: Eukaryota; Ciliophora; Oligohymenophorea; Peniculida; Parameciidae. The record is from the annotation of a GenBank genome assembly.